Messenger RNA from Mytilus californianus (California mussel), 8990 nucleotides. RefSeq names its product dentin sialophosphoprotein-like. Gene Ontology annotation, biological process: attachment of mitotic spindle microtubules to kinetochore; spindle attachment to meiosis I kinetochore; kinetochore assembly. NCBI's taxonomy places the organism in Eukaryota, Metazoa, Mollusca, Bivalvia, Mytilida, Mytilidae. The transcript is spliced from 29 exons. Gene Ontology annotation, molecular function: centromeric DNA binding. The coding region runs from base 102 to 6557 and encodes 2151 amino acids. Gene Ontology annotation, cellular component: kinetochore. The record is from RefSeq and is a predicted model, not a curated record.
CUACAAUUCGGUUAUCGUGUCCGGUGUUUAGAAUAUUUUGAGAAUGGCGGAAAUUUGAAAAUGGGAAAAAUAAUUAAAAACUGCGAAGAACUUAUUGAACCAUGGCAGGGAAAGAGUUCUUUGUGAAUCCACUGAAGAGGAAGAAUAGAGGCUUGAGAUCUGGAAGACCGGUGCUAAAAUCUGGUAAAGUAAUCAACAGAGACAAAGAUGGAUAUGAAGUAAUAGAUGAUUAUUUUUCAGAAUCAGAUGCUGAAUCCAGCUUGAGUUUACAUAGAUCAUCUGUAGAGUCUCACAAAUUCACUAAAGAUGUGGAAGACAACCGGAUUAUUCAAAGCCAGCCUGCCCCUAGCAGUCGCAUGUCUACCAGAAAUAGAAACACUUCCUCUUACAGAUCUGUUGUCUCUUCUGUCAAUUCUAAGGUUUCUAGCAGUACCAGUAGUUAUAACCCUGUGGGUUGGUUACACAAUAAAAAUUAUGGAAGGAGGACAGGUCUUGAUAUAAAAGCAGGAAAGAAUAUUCGAAAGCGACCUGAUGGAUUUGAAGUGUUUGAAGAUUAUUGGUCAGAAUCAGAUGCAGACAGUUUGAUGAUAUCCAGGCAUAGUACAUGUGAUACACCUGAGGUAACAUCAGAAUUACACAGAUCCUCUAUUCAGGCCAAACAUGCCAAAGUUAUAGAGGAUGACAGAAUUGUUCAAAGUCAGCCUGCUCCUGUCAGUCACAUGUCUACUAGAAAUAGGAACACUUCCUCUUACAGAUCUGUUGCCUCCUCUGUCAAUUCUAAGGUAUCAAACAGCAGUUAUAAUCCAGUUGGAUGGUUACAUAAUAAAAACUAUGGAAGGAGGACCGGUAAAGAUAUUAAAGCGGGAAAAGUUAUUCGUAAGGGACCUGAUGGAUUUGAGGUGUUUGAUGAUUACUGGUCAGAAUCUGAGGCAGAUAGUUUGAUGUUAUCCAGAAUAAAUGAUAAAACAAUAGAAACACCUAUCGUUCCUUCCAAGGAUUUUAAGCAUAACCAAGACUCUGAAUCAGAUAUGAAUCCAGAAACAACAGAAUCUGAAGGAUCAACACUACAGUCUGACUUAAGUGACGGCAGUAGUAAGGAUGAUACUUACUGUGCCAAGGAAGAUUCUAGAAUAGCUGAGUUUCUACCACAGCUUCCAGAUGACAGUCCAACCAAGACUGGGCUUCAGAGGAAAACUUUGUCAGUUCUAACAGAAAAAAGUCAGACCUCCCAGUUGGUAUCCCCUGAGAAGAUAUUGAAUAAAAGUAAAAGAAAAAGUUUAUCUUCAGGAAAGAAUAAUCUGUCAAAUGAAAGUGAUUUGUCUGUUAACCACAAAUCAAGAGAAGAUGAUGCGUUAUCUGAUAAGGAUAACUCAAGUCUAGACGGUGAUGAGCAUUCAUCUCUGGAAAAAGAAAAUCUAACUCCUGAAUCUUGUGAACAUUCAUCUCUUUCAACAGAACAUUUAAGUGAACAUUCAUCUCCAGGAAAAGAAAAUGUAAUGCCUGAAUUAAGUGAACAAUCAUCUCUCUCAACUAGAAAUUUAAGUGAACAUUCAUCUUUAGGUAUGGAAAAUAGUUCGUCAGAAUCAAACAGAGGCCUUACUUCUGGUUCAAAAAGUCAUUUAUCUGUUUCAGAAAAAUCUGUUAAUGGGCAACAAAAUGAUGAGACCUCUGACACUGAAAUUCACCACUCAUCUCACGUUAAGGAAGUAUCCAAUGAUUUAUCAGACAAAGAAGGGGACCAGGAAUUACCAGAAUGUGACGAUCAAGGUCACAAGAACCAGGAAUUAUUAAAUAGUAGACAUGAGAGUCAGGAGUUAUCUUCAGAUGGAGGGGAAAACUAUCAGGAGUCAUUGUCAAGACAAACAAUGCUGCAAUCAUCUUUACUUAAGCAACAAGGGGAAUCAUUACAGAAUAACCUUCAGAAUUUAAGGUCAGAGGUCACCUGUAAUGAUCAUAGUAAUGCUACUGACAUGAGAUCAUAUAAAUCAGUAGAAAGUUUUGGCAAACAAGAUACGAGUGAAUGUCAAGAUCAUACAAAAGUGUUGACAGGAUCAGAAAAUACAACGUCUUCUAGAAAAAAAUCUAUAAGACAUUAUGAUAUUCCACCAGGGCCAUUGAUACCAUCUUCACUGGCUGACAAACUACUGAAUAAAUCAAAUAAAAAGGAAUUAGAAGUGUCAACAAAUAGAACAGACAAUAGAAUAUCACUCCCAGAGUCCUCAUUGUCAGGUGACACAACACACCAUACAGAAUCUAGAACUAGUUCUGUAAUUCCUCAUGCUGAAAUUAAUGAUAAUACACUUAAAAAUGAAACAUAUACUGAACACAGAAAUAAAACACACAAUACUACUACACAUAAAUCAUUUGUAUUUCCAGAUCUAUCUUUCGAUUCACAAGAUUCGGUGAUGAUGGUUGACGAUGACAAUGAUUCGGUAGAAAACAAAUCUCUUAAACAAAAAUCUAUGAGAAAAGGAACAAAAAGUAUGAUCACAGUGGAUAAUAGUGUCCUGGAUGAAUCUGUUGUAGGAAAAACUUAUAGAAAAUCAACAGGGUCUAUGAUGACGGGGAAAAAUAACAAACAAAAACAAGGGAAAAAAAGCAAACAAACACAGUUAUUGAAAGGCACAGCUGAAAAUGUUGAAUCUACGAAAAAUUCUACAAAUACAGAAGUUUCCAAUACAUCUAGUAGUAAAAAAGAACUAUCCUUGAAUGAUAGUAAUGAAAAUUUGAAGAUAAAUAAGCAGUUGAAAGUGACUAAAAGAUCUAAAGGUAAAUGGGCCAAUCAUUCUGUGACAAAUACUGACACAUCACUGCAGUUAAACAAUAGUAAUGAAAAUUUGAAGAAAGAUAAGCAGUCUAAAGCAGCAAAAAAAUCUAAAGGUAAAUGGACCAACCAUUCUGUGACAAACACUGACACAUCACUGCAGUUAAACGAUAGUCAUGAAAAUUUGAAGAAAGAUAAGCAGUCUAAAGCAGUAGAAAGAUCUAAAGAUAAAUCAACCAAUCAUUCUGUGACAAACACUGACACAUCACUGCAGUUAAACGAUAGUCAUGAAAAUUUGAAGAAAGAUGAGCAGUCUAAAGCAGUAGAAAGAUCUAAAGAUAAAUCAACCAAUCAUUCUGUGACAAACACUGAUAUUCAUGAUUGCAGCACUGAAGGGAUCGUUGAGACAAAUAAAGAGGACAGUAAAGUCAAAACAAAGACCACAAAGAGAAAAAAAGGGAAGAAAGCAGUUUCAGAGAACAAAAAAUAUAUUUUGAGAUCUGUACGGAAAUCUGUAGGAAACAAAUCUUCUGAUGUAACUACAAAUGAGUCAGAAAACACUUUGAAUGAAGUUACUGAAGAUAUACAUUUUCCUUCUGAGGAAUCAAUGGAAGCUGAACGGGAAACAAAUCAAAGAAAACUGCAGAUACCAGACACAAUGAAGAUAACUGCUGAAGAGGAUGACCUAAGUCAUGAUGAAAAUUUUCUCACAAAUAACUCAAAAGUAGAAGAUGAUAUGCCGGAUGAAAAACAAGAGAACAUUUCUUCGACAGUUACUAAGGUUCUAAUAGAUAAAUCACAGGCCACUGGUAACAAAACUCAUAGGAUAUCACAGGCCACUGUCGACAAAACACAUGGGAUAUCACAAUUUUUACAGGUAGAAAAUAAAACAGUAGGAAUAUCACAGCUGUCUCAGGCAACAAGUAUUGUGAUAGGAGGAAAUAAGACUGGUUCCCUGACUAAAGUAGAGUCUGAUCCAAAUCUCGUAGGGAGCACACCUUGUUUCAGGACAAGAAAAAGGUUGUCCUACUCCAUUGCUGCAUUAGAUUCCAGUCAGUUACAAGGGAAGAAGAAAAGACAACCUCGGUUAUCUAGCCGAGAAAACUCCAUUAUUUAUGACCAGCUACUGAACAAGAGAACAUUUGUACUGGAUACUGACUCAGAUGAAAGUUCACAAUUUUUAUUCAACAAAACACAAACAAACAAAUCAAAAGUAGAAAGGAAUGAUGCUGAACUUCUGGAAGGUGAUUGGAACAGCCAUAAUGAUAAAGAUAUGGAAGCACAAAAAUCUAAAUCUAUUAGAAAAAAAGGAGUACAUAAAGAAAAACAUAUUAGUAAUCCCACAGUGAAAAAAAAUGAAGCAAAAAAGAAGAAAAAAGGUGGAAAAAAUAAACCUCAGAAAAAGUCUUCUACAAAGGAAUCAUCGAUUGAGGAAAGCAUACACAGAAAAGAAAUAGACUUGAUCAGUAAACAUAGAUUAGAUACUGUUGUGUAUAACAACCAACGAGAGGAAUCAGAUAUCAACAAUAAACAUCAAGUAGAGAUGGAUAACACACAUGCAGACAAUAAACAUGUGGAGGAUACAGAUGUAGACAAUAAACAUGUGGAGGAUACAGAUGUAGACAAUAAACAUGUGGAGGAUACAGAUGUAGACAAUAAACAUGUGGAGGAUACAGAUGUAGACAAUAAACAUCCAGAGGAAACAGACGAGGUCAAUAAAUACCAAGAAUUAGCAGUUUUGGACAAUGAACAUGAAGAGAAAGAAGAUUUUGAUAAUAUACAUCAAGAAGAAGCAGUUGUAGACACUUAUCCACAUGGGGGAGAAGAUAAUUCAAAUAUUGAUAAUAAUAAUACACAUAUUUCUGCUGGUUCAGAAAUCGAAAAAGAAAAGGACAUCAAUUCUUCAAAAUUGUCAGAGACAAAUAAAUUAAGUAAUAAUAUAGAAUUAAGACAGAAUCGAAGAAAAACAAAUAGAAGAAAGACCACAGGUAAUAGUCCUGUCAAAACAAACAAAAGAAGGAACACUAGAAAGUCUGCACCUGUUAUAAGUAUUGAUGUCAAGGAGGAAGAAAACCUGAAGGAAAAUAUAAGAGGGAAAAAGGAGAAAGAAAAGAUAAUAAGUAAAAGAAAUAAAAAGUCAUUUGUGUUUGAUUCUACUGAAACAAGUUUGGCUGAUGAACAAGAAAUACGAGAUGUUUCACCUGUAACUAGUGAUCAGCCAACUCAGGAACAUGCUGAGUUAGAACAAGAUGGUAUACCUGUAACAGGUAAUCAGCCAGUUCAAUUACAAAAACAUAUUGAAGAGCAGCCAUUAAGUGAUGCAAAUCAGAAUGAAAUGUCAGAUUUACAGACUUUUGAAGAGGACAAUGAAAUCAGUACAAGAGUCUCUUCUACUGAAGAUGACAUGCCAGGAAAGACUACACAAGAUAAAAGAAGGAAGAAAGAAAAAAACAAAGGAAAGGAUGUAAAGAAGACUUCACCAGUAACAAGAAAAAGAAGUAUUCCGAAUGAAAUUAUCACAGAUGAAGCUACCACCCCUGUGAUAAAACAGCACAUUAUGAUAACCAACACACCAGAUGUUCAAUACCCUGUUAGUUUGUUAAAGGAAGGACUAAAGAGUGGAGUAUCCUUCAGAAGUAAGAGAAGAACUAUUGUUGUGGAAGAUACAGAUACCCCUCAACAAGACACCAGCAAUAAGAAUAUAACAGAUAAUGACAUGUCAGGACUUGAUGUGGAUAAUGGUCAACCUGAUGCGGAUAAUGAUCCAGACAGCUCUGGUCCACAUAUAGUGAACAAAGACGAAGCAGAUAUAGAUGGAAAAAUCCCAAACAUUAUCCGACGUCGUAGUUCUAUGAGGUUUGCUCCUCCAACUGAUAUAAUUAAUACAACUCCUUGUAUUGUCAAAGGGAAAGGUAGCAAGAGUAAAGAAAGACGAGUUACAAUCAGCAGGAAAGUUAUAGAGACAUCUUUUGAUGUUGAAAAUACAACAGGCAGUAGUACAGACCAUACACAGAACAUGACAGAUGGUCCCCUGGUACAUGCAUUUGAAAUGACUUCUUCACAGACUCCUGAAAAGAUAGGCAACCCAAAAUUAAACAAAAUGAUUUCCCCUGAACCAGCUCCAGAAGGUGUGAGAAGAUCCAGGCGCACUCGUUUAAAAAGAUUGGACAAUUACAAACUUGAAAUACCUAUUUAUGAAAGACGAAAAUCAGGAGGAUUUGCAAUCAUUGGUAUUAAGCCAUCUGUAUCAGAAGCUAAACUGAAGGCCAUGGAACUGAAACGUAAAAAUCAACUCAAAGUAAGAAAAAAGCCUGAUCGGAGGUUGUCAAGAAGAUUAUCUGCUCAUGCAGAACUGCCAUCAGAAGUUGACCCUACAAUUAACACAGAAAUCACUGUAUAUAAUCCUGAUAAUGAAGAAGAUGUCAUGCUUGAAUGCAUUGGAACCAAAGAGCAAAGCUUAAAAUUUGGACCUGAUGGAGAAGAAGCCUGUGACAGUGACCCAUUCUUCAUGACCAGGUCUAUUAAUCAACCAGCCUUUGGUACAGGAAUGUUACAACUAAAUGGUUUAAUGGAGAAACCAUUGCAGGCUGUAACUAAGGGAACAGUGAUAUUUCACAUAAUAUUUGGAAAGCUAUUAGUAACGAUACAAUCCACCAGUGUCAUUCUGUCUACACAUGAUCAAUUCUUUGUACCUAGAGGUAAUACCUACAGUAUUAAAAAUCUACGCAAAGAUGUUGCUAAGUUAUCUUAUGUCAUGCUGAAAGAAGAUGAGCCAGAAGAUCAAUCUGAUUAAACCAAAUAAUUUCAUGUUGCCAUGGAAACUUGAUGAGAACAUAGUUUCUGUGAGUUGGUAAAGACAAUAUGAACAGGGUCAUUGUAUAUAUACCAUCAUGGAAACAUAGUCUAAUCAAAAUGAACCAAAUCAUAAUGGUGUACUGAACCCUAAUGACCAUUCAGACUGAAAAGUAACAUGAAAUGUUGUCAUGGAUACCUGAUGAUCAGACUUGACCAAACAAUAUAAGUAAGCUGUCAUGGAUAUUGAAAGAUCACUCAACAGAAACUGUUUUAUUUAUUUGUUUGCAUGGAAACUAAACUAAUCAGAAAAAACUUCAUUGUUUAUAUUGUUUUAAUAUUUCAGAACAUUAUCUGCAAUGAUUUGUUGUUUGUGAUUUUAGUUAUGAAACAGUUUGUUAUACAUAAAUAAAUUUUUACAGUCUUUUAUACAACAGUUUUGUUAAACACUCUGUUUAGUUUCAUCCAUGAAAAACAAUUGGAUCUUUUAAGCAUUUUUCUGUUGGACUUCAACAUAAACUUUUUUGUAGCUCUGUUAAAUCUUUUUCCUUUAUAUAAAUCGGCUGCCAGUUAUUUACAUAACAUAAAGGGUUCCUUAUGGAUAGUUCUAUUGUCUCUGCUAACAAACCAAACACCUUAUAAAUGCAUAUUUUGUCCAUUUCAACAGCGUUGAGGACCAUGUUUGAGUGUGUCCUCAGCGAGUCCUUAACCAUUUCUCAGAAGCUAAUAAACAUACCAGUAUACAGAUGGCAGUAUAGCCAAUUCUAAUAUGACGUGCAAAUUUUUCUUGAAGAGACUUCAGACGAAGGUCACAUGACCCUUAAUUCAUGAUUUAGUCAAUUUGAUAAAGUUUUUAAACUUCAUUACUUAUAUUAAGUUGUAGUGUUAAAUUCAGUAAUCAUAUUCUAAAUAACCUUUUAUCAUAUGACCUGGUGUAAGUUUACAUCUAGGAGUGUAUAACAACCUUCCACAAAAGUAGGUAACUCUGACUUUUAUCAUACAUUUACUCCAUUAAGUUUUAUUUCACAUCUAGAUCUCAGAUAAAUUGUGACCUUCAAUCAUGAAACUUUCCUACAUGUAUAUGGAUACUUAGGGUCAGUAGAGCAUGCCACAAAUAGAGGGGCACUCAGACAAACAUUUCAUGCUUCAUUGACUUUGAUUUUGUUUCAUAUAGUAAGUUACUUACCAGUACAGUCAUGUAUCUUUGUGUUAGGAUGCGUUUAAGAGGGUAUAACAUCCAUGCAUGAAAAGUACUUGGACUUGACCCUACUUUUUACUCUUCAUGGAUUUGUAUUAAGUUGAAAGGUCAAAGUUCACUUCUCGGUGAUUACAUUCCUUUCCAAACAUGUUAAAUUCUACAAUAACUUUUUUAAACAAGUAUACUAGUAUAUACUAGUACUUUUAAAGGUUUGUCUAGUCAAUUUACCAAAAAACUAAAAGUGGAGUACUUUGUUUUUUUCUGUUGAUUUAUUUUAAUUUUUUUUUAAUAAAAUAUAAACAAAGACUUGAUGUAUGUAAAAAAAAAUGUUUUUUCUAGCUCUCUCUUUCUGACCUUUCACUUUUUAUCCUUUUCUUUUUCUGUUCAUUACUAUUUAGUAAUUCAAGUGGUGUUCAGUGACUCUUUAUAUGUGUAAUUUUAUUUAAAUGAUUUUGGGUAUAUUGAUAAUUAAAGAGAACAUUGAAUGGAAAAUAAUGACUUGCAUGUUUAGCAAUUAAAAGAAUAAGUCAUUUUAUUAUUAUUGGUUAAGUUACUUCUGUUUUAAGGCUAUAUUAAAUACAAGUUUAUUCAGGCUUACAAAUUAAUCAAUCUUAAAGUGCAAAUAUACUUUAUUAUAUGUUUGCGAAUAUACACAGUAGCAUGUAAAUAAAACAAUGAUUGUCAUUUAGUGAACAUUCACAACAAUAUAAAAAACAAUUGAAAACACAUAACAAUAUUUUUUAUGUCCGCCUUUUGGCAUUGAUGUCUAUAAGAAUCCACACACGAAUUUUUCAUAAUUUAUGAUAAGUCUGUCCAUUGUUUGGCAUUAAAGUUUAUAAGCAUUGGUCAUCAUUAAGUUGAAGUAAGCAUCACUAUCUACAGAAGCACUGACUCCACUGUAGUAAUUAUCAAACUCCUCUCUUGUUAUCUGUAAUGUAUUAUGUGUGUAUACAUGACAAUGUUGUAAUCAUAUUUUGUAUGUGUAUUGAAUCACAACGUUCUCAUACUAUUUUGUGUGUAGUACAAUGUACCUCUUUGUUUGCAUUAUUAUACUCAACAUAUUCAUGGCCUCAUGUACAAUGAAAAAAUUUUAAAAGAUAAUGUGGAUUACACAUAUUUUAUUAUCUUUAGUGUAUGGGUAUAUUUUUGUAAAUUGCUAUCAAAUAGAUUAUCUUUCUUAUUUUAGACUGAAUGGAUAAACUGGUGUAAAGAAAAAAUAAAUAUUGUCCAUUUUCA